AAUGCUCAAACCAUUGCGGACGUGGAUUAAAGGGAUCGCUUCACUCAUUCGAAGACUGAGUUUUCACACAUAAUGCCUUAUAUUAAGUUUUUGUUCUUACUUUUUUGCAUGAUACUUAUCGGGGAAUGCCGAAAGCACAAAAGUAGGAAUAGGCGGUGGUCCGGCGCGGUGGAAUCUUACAAGCAUGGCGCUCCCCUGACUGGAAAACGGAUGGUUGAUAACACCAAAUCUCGCAAAUUGAAGACGGACAACCUGCUGCGAGUGGAUGACCAUGAUUUCACCAUGAGACCUGCCUUUGCAGGCCCUGCUGUCCCUGUAGGGGUGGAUGUUCAGGUGGAGAGUUUGGACAGUAUAUCAGAGGUGGACAUGGACUUCACCAUGACCCUGUAUCUGAGGCACUACUGGAAAGAUGAGAGGCUGUCCUUUCCCAGCACAACCAAUAAGAGCAUGACGUUCGACGGGCGCCUGGUCAAGAAGAUCUGGGUGCCUGAUGUGUUCUUCGUCCACUCCAAGAGGUCGUUCAUUCAUGACACCACCACUGAGAACAUCAUGCUCAGGGUGUUCCCAGAUGGACACGUGCUCUACAGCCUCAGGGUGACGGUUACUGCUGCCUGUAACAUGGACUUCAGUCGUUUCCCUCUGGAUUCACAGACCUGCACCUUAGAGCUGGAGAGCUAUGCUUACACGGACGAGGACCUCAUGCUGUAUUGGAAGAGUGGGGAUGAGUCCCUGAGCACGGAUGACAGAAUCUCUCUGUCUCAGUUCCUCAUCCAGAAGUUUCACACUACCUCCAGACUGGCUUUCUACAGCAGCACAGGCUGGUACAACCGUCUGUACAUCAACUUCACCCUGCGACGCCACAUCUUCUUCUUCCUGCUCCAGACCUACUUCCCUGCGACUCUGAUGGUCAUGUUGUCCUGGGUGUCCUUCUGGAUCGACCGCCGGGCCGUCCCGGCCAGGGUCUCAUUAGGUAUCACCACGGUGCUCACCAUGUCCACCAUCAUCACUGGAGUCAACGCCUCCAUGCCCAGGGUUUCCUACAUCAAAGCUGUGGACAUUUACCUCUGGGUCAGUUUUGUGUUUGUGUUCCUAUCGGUGCUGGAGUAUGCUGCCGUCAACUAUCUGACAACGUUGAGGGACGGGAAAGAUCGGAAGCUCAGGGAAAAGGCCAGAGAACAGUCCCUAGGCCUGGCGAGAGAACAGUCGCUCCCCUGCACAUGUGGUAUGUCCCACAUCGGGACCAUGAUGGCGGACGGGACCUACAGCGAGUCCGAUACCAACAGCCUAGCCGGGUACACCAGGGCCCCAGCUCCUGAGGACCCCCCGGAGAAGCAGGAACGCAUGGUGGUGCACAUCUCCUUAGACAACGAGUCCACGGCGGCAACCAAGAAGAAGACGGGCUUCCGCAGCUUCAGUUUCAUGCAGAACACCCACGCCAUUGACACCUACUCCCGCAUGAUCUUUCCUGGAUCCUACAUCAUUUUCAACCUCAUCUACUGGUCUGUGUACUGCUGAGGCUCUCCCGGACAGCCUUGUUAGAGUCAGCAGAGAGACAAUCUACUGAUGUUGCUGUACCAGAUGAAACAGGACCGUUAUUUAACUCUGACCGACAAAACUGAUUGACUCAAAGUGGUAAUGACCUCCGUAAUGCACAUUGAGGUGAUGGGAGUUCUUAUAACACCUGUACUCACCAGCAGCACUCACAAAAGGUUUUCACAGAUCUCUAGAUGGAUAACAACAUUCUAUCCUCACCAUCAGCUACAACCAUGUUACUACUUGACUCAACUGUACAGCUUUCCUUUUUUUGCUAUAUAAACUAUUUACGCAACCACGCAGGUCCAAGCACAAACUAUGAUGAAUUUUAUACUCAUGGCACUGUCAAAGCAGGAAAACUGUGUCUGUAUUACUGGCAGUAUACGUACUUCUGAAAAUGGACUCAGUGUUGCCCAAGCUUGCUUCCUUAAGCAGAAAACAGAAAGCUUGAUCCAUAAUGUGAGGGUUUGACCUCUUAAAAUCGACUAUGUUGAUUUGGCAAGCAUCAGUUGCUCAUGAGCACAUUGAAACACAGCCACAGACUCAUGUCUUCUAGGAAUGCACCAAGUGUUAUUAUUUUAACAGCUGAUCAUGAUUGAGCAAACCACACAAAAAUCGAAAUCUACAGUUAUAUAAGCUGGCAGAUUUUCACUUAGAUUACAGUAUUUCAGUAUUUAUUUAAUUAUUUAUUAAUGAUCUAUUUAUUCAAUUAUUUAUUCAUUUUAGGCCUAUCAAUUUACUUACAUAAUACAUGUUUAGUGCAACUAAUAUGCCAUUAUACCUUAAGUUGUUAAAAACCAUGCAUGGGGCUUAAUAGGUUUUUUCAUGGUUGGCCACAGAAAUUGUGAGGGUGGGUACCAUUAAUGAAUGCUUAUGUGAACUAUCAUUCAGCUUGUUUCAGGAACUCAAUGUUAUCCACCAAUUAAAGAGUUGUUUCUGUUUGUAUAUUACUCAGAAGGGGGUUUUCAAGACUUAUAAACCUUUACGAUGUAAUGAACUUGAACAGCCUUAAGUGAACUGGUUUCACGGCGAAAUCUUUUGUGUUUGUUUGUUUGAUUGACUGUUUGGAUUACAAGUGUCUGCAUAUUGCUUUUUAUAUCCAGUAUUCUAUCCAACCAGUAUAUUAGUACACAUGGUAUUUGUAUGUAGUAUGUAGAUAGCCACAAGCAUGAGCUGGAUUUACUAGGCAUCCAGAUUGCCACUGUAGAUAUGUCAGCCUGUUGGACAAAUGCUCAACCAACGCAAAUCACCUCAUACAGAUGCUUGUUCACAAGCAACUACUGUAGACUGAUUAUCGUCUCGUCAAAACAUUUAGAAUGUAUGCUUUUUUUUUGGAGCAGAUUUCUAAAUAAAGGCUUUAAGCUAAAAGCAUGUUUGCAGUCAAUGUGUUUGAGCAUGAGUCGUGACCAUACAUAUUUUGCUUGCCUGUUCUCAAUCUAAAGAAAAGUCUG
Molecule: messenger RNA, 2984 nt
Organism: Oncorhynchus masou masou (cherry salmon)
Lineage: Eukaryota; Metazoa; Chordata; Actinopteri; Salmoniformes; Salmonidae
Product: gamma-aminobutyric acid receptor subunit rho-2-like
Exons: 10
Coding region: 73-1515 (480 amino acids)
Biological process (GO): signal transduction; chloride transmembrane transport; regulation of membrane potential
Cellular component (GO): neuron projection; plasma membrane; GABA-A receptor complex
Molecular function (GO): extracellular ligand-gated monoatomic ion channel activity; chloride channel activity; GABA-A receptor activity
Source: RefSeq, a predicted model, not a curated record